Microbotryum saponariae is the source of this 971-nucleotide messenger RNA. The record is from the annotation of a GenBank genome assembly. Lineage: Eukaryota; Fungi; Basidiomycota; Microbotryomycetes; Microbotryales; Microbotryaceae.
AUGGACCGUGUCGUAUUCGCCCAAGUCGAAGCAAUUUUUAGUUUCGAACUAGACGAAAAGUUCACCUUGCUCCUCGUCACCUGGAUGGACGAGAGUCAGACGCGUAAACUAGGCUACCUUGGCCAGGUUAGAGUGCUCAAGCCUUUCCGCGCGGGGACUUCGGAGCGACCGAGAGUCAUCGGGCUCGAUGCCAUCUCGGCGAGCGAGCAAGGUGUGCCGAUUCUGAGGAAUUACACAGAGAUGAGACUGCACAUCAUAGUACCCUACCAAUUUUUGACAAUCUGAUGGGGUCUUCAUGUGAUCUAGGGUCACCUGCAAUGACGUCGCAGGAGAAAUGCUCCAGUCUCAGUCGAAGCACUUUUCUUGCCGUCGGCCUUGUCGGAGGCAUGGACAUGUCGAUGUCUUGCUCCAACCUUGUCAAUGCAAUUUUUUUCUCGAUGCCACCUGUUGAUAAGAGACAGUCUUCGCUUCUGACGAUUACGUCGUACCACCUUGCUCUCUGAGUCGGUAUCUCUGUCCACAUUUUGCGGACAUUCGUUUCAAGCCUACAAGAAGGCCUUUGGUCACCCCUUACAAACCAGUCGUCGUCUUCUUCCGAUUCUCACCAGUUCUCACCCGCCAUUCGAACGCCUGUGGACGCUCGUUCAAGCCUGUUCGCGGCCAUGACUCGCCCCCACCCGUGUGCUGCGGUGCCCACAAAGAUAUCUUCGCACGAACCAUCACGUCCUUGUAAGUGUUUCACCGCUCUGGCUACUCCUCGUAUGAUCGUGGCGAUACCAGGUUGUGCGACCACGUCGAGUCUCGCUGUGGUGAUGGCCCUGUGGGAGCUGCACUUAUGCUGACGCUUUCGCCCGUGUCUUGAUUCCUCAACAGCGAUGUUACAGGUGAAGAACCCUCUGUUUCGAGCCCAGCUACGACAAUCCCGGCCUCUAUUCGUGCAGGGUGGGAGGGCCGAGCGAUCAAGCUCCUAG